AUGAAGUACAGCAUCGCCGCCGUUGCUUUCCUCGUCGCUGGCGCCAUUGCGGCGCCGACUGCCAGCAUGAUCGAGGACCGCCGGAUGACGGCCAUCCACGUCCUCUACGACAACAAGCAGUCCCUGCAACUGACGCCUGAGGAGGCCGACGUCUUUGACAAGUUCAUGGACAUGAUGGGCACGAUGCAGCAACGCGACACCGAGGCCGGCGCACCCAUGACUACCGGCGGUGCCCCUGCCCCUGGUGGUGGCAGCCCUCUCGGCAACCUCACAAGUCUCCUCCCCCCCCAGGUCCAAGGCAUCAUCGAUAAGAUCACUGGCGGCAAGAAGGGCGGCGCUGCUGGAGGCAUGCCACCAGGCGGCGCGGCUGGCGGCAUGAUGCAGGGCGGCGCGGCUGGCGGCAAGAAGGGCGGCCUUCUCGGUGGAGCCCUCAUUCCUGGCAUCCUCUAA
Akanthomyces muscarius is the source of this 450-nucleotide messenger RNA. RefSeq lists its product as uncharacterized. The record is from RefSeq and is a predicted model, not a curated record. Bases 1 to 450 code for a protein of 149 amino acids. The transcript has a single exon. Lineage: Eukaryota; Fungi; Ascomycota; Sordariomycetes; Hypocreales; Cordycipitaceae.